Messenger RNA from Drosophila gunungcola (fruit fly), 1236 nucleotides. RefSeq names its product beta-1,3-galactosyltransferase 6 (gene beta3GalTII). Gene Ontology annotation, molecular function: UDP-galactosyltransferase activity. The transcript has a single exon. The record is from RefSeq and is a predicted model, not a curated record. Gene Ontology annotation, biological process: glycosaminoglycan biosynthetic process. Bases 27 to 1175 code for a protein of 382 amino acids. Gene Ontology annotation, cellular component: membrane. NCBI's taxonomy places the organism in Eukaryota, Metazoa, Arthropoda, Insecta, Diptera, Drosophilidae.
GGUCACACUGCUUCAAAGAAAUAAAAAUGAGGCGUUAUAAUAAUUUAGUAACUCUUUUAACGGCCAUAACUGCCUUUUUUUUUGGAAGUUUUAUCACGAAAAUACUUAGUUCGGUAGAAAAAUGUCCAUCACACUGGAGCGAAGUAUCAGACUUGAAAUCGCAUCCGAAUCUGUUCCUCAUGAUAUUGGUGUUAAGUACACCACGCAGUGCUGAGCAGAGGAAUGCCAUGCGGAAGACCUGGCUCCAAACUGCAAGGAAGUUCAUUCAGCAGCCUUAUUACCCCGAAGAGCUUAUCUAUCUUCCAACCUACGGCCCCAAUGGCCUUCUGCAGUUGGAGUUAGUUGAUCAGCAGGCGAAUCGCCUGAAACAGUAUAUGGACUGGCAGAAAAGUCUCCUGACUAGAAUCCCCCUAUUGGCGCAGAGGCAGAUUAAAGUUAAGCACCUGUUUGCCAUUGGCACUAUCAAGAUAAGCAGCUCCCUGGAGACGGAGCUCCUAAGAGAGCAGAAUCAACAUAACGACCUUCUGCUGCUGCAACGGCACCAUGACACAUACGGCAGUCUUACAGAGAAGCUGCUGCAGGCCCUUAAAGCUUUAAUACACAACUAUGAAUUCUCAUAUAUCAUCAAAGUGGAUGACGAUACCUACGUUAAGCUGGACAGCUUACUCAAUGAGCUUGUUUCUUAUGAUCGAAAGUUACUUCGCAAAAUAUCUGAGUAUGGCCCUAAUCCCAUACCCCAGCUUUAUUGGGGCUACUUUAAUGGUCGAGCUAAAAUAAAAGAGAAAGGCCAUUGGAAAGAGACUAAUUACUACCUAAGCAAAAACUAUCUGCCCUAUGCUCUUGGCGGAGGAUACGUAUUAUCUCGAAAAAUAUGCGAAUAUAUUGUCAAUAGUUCGCAACUGCUCACGCCUUAUGUGUCCGAGGAUGUCUCUAUAGGCACUUGGCUAGCUCCACUUCGUCACGUAUAUCGCUGGCACGACCCUAGAUUUGACACGGCCUACAUGCCUCGAAAAUGUAAGCCAUAUCAUAUUGUUUUGCACAAACGAAGUCUAGAAAUGAUGACUGACAUCUACCAUGGCAAACUCUGCAGUGGCACCGUUUCGAGCUCAUUACCCGAAUACUAUUACGAUUGGACGAGAACAGCAGACAAAUGUUGCGAUAGUUUAGUAGUGUAGCCAUGUCAUGGAAUUUUUAAUAACUAUAGAAUAGAAAUUAGUAUAUUGGCUUACCUGUGCU